Molecule: messenger RNA, 4769 nt
Organism: Malania oleifera
Lineage: Eukaryota; Viridiplantae; Streptophyta; Magnoliopsida; Santalales; Ximeniaceae
Product: magnesium-chelatase subunit ChlH, chloroplastic
Exons: 5
Coding region: 417-4562 (1381 amino acids)
Biological process (GO): chlorophyll biosynthetic process
Cellular component (GO): chloroplast
Molecular function (GO): magnesium chelatase activity
Source: RefSeq, a predicted model, not a curated record
GACCACCUCGCCCGUCUCUCUCUCUCUCUCUCAGCCUCAGAAAGCUCUUGCCACGUGUUCUCCACUACUCCACUAACCGAAAUUAAUGAACGGUCUCUGUACUCAAAGUCCUCUGUUGCCCACACAAAAUACUAUAUACUCCCGUUCUUUCACCUCCUAAGUUCUCCCUCAACAAGAAGAUAGAAGAAGAAGAACAAAGAAAGGGAUACCAAGCAGCACCAGAACAGAGAGAGAAUCAUAGUAAUUCCUUCAUAUUUUUGUUAAUUCCAUCUCAACCCUUUUCUCUCUUCUUCUUCUUCUUCUUCUUCUUCUAUUACUACUACCACUACUCCUAUACAAUACUGUGUCUCUGUUUUCCCAUUUUCUAAUUUAGGAAGACAGAGGAGGCUGCUGGAGUUGCAGAGCUUUUCUCAUCAAUGGCUUCCUUAGUGUCUUCUCCGUUCACCUUGCCCACUUCUAAAGUGGAACACCUUUCUUCAAUCUCCCAAAAGCACUACUUUCUUCACUCUUUCCUUCCCAAGAAAAACAACAGCCUGAGCAGUAGCUCGAAAUCCUCCAUGAGAGUGAAAUGCAUAGGCAAUGGUCUCUUCACCCAAACCACACCCGAAGUACGCCGAAUCGUCCCAGAGAAUAAUCAAGGCCUCCCCACUGUGAAAAUCGUCUACGUUGUCUUGGAGGCUCAGUACCAAUCUUCCCUUUCGGCUGCGGUCCGAACCCUAAAUAGCCAUGGGAGGUAUGCUUCAUUUGAAGUUGUUGGGUACUUGGUUGAAGAGCUGAGGGAUGAAUCAACCUACCAAACCUUCUGUAAAGAUGUUGAAGAUGCCAACAUUUUUAUUGGGUCUUUGAUUUUUGUGGAAGAGCUUGCUUUGAAGGUUAAGGCUGCAGUGGAGAAGGAGAGGGACAGGCUUGAUGCAGUCUUGGUGUUCCCUUCAAUGCCUGAAGUAAUGAGACUUAACAAGUUGGGUUCCUUCAGUAUGUCCCAAUUGGGACAAUCAAAGAGCCCUUUCUUCCAGCUCUUCAAGAGGAAGAAGCAGUCUGCGGGAUUCGCCGAUAGCAUGUUAAAGCUUGUAAGGACUCUGCCUAAGGUUUUGAAGUAUUUGCCCAGUGACAAGGCUCAGGAUGCUAGGCUUUACAUACUGAGUUUGCAGUUUUGGCUUGGCGGGUCCCCUGAUAAUCUGGUGAAUUUUCUGAAAAUGAUUUCUGGGUCUUAUGUUCCGGCCCUGCAAGGAACUAAAAUCGAGUAUUCGGAUCCGGUUUUGUUCUUGGACAGUGGCAUUUGGCACCCUCUGGCUCCUUGUAUGUAUGAUGAUGUGAAGGAGUAUUUGAACUGGUAUGGGACUAGGAUAGAUGCUAAUAAGAAGCUCAAGGGUCCAAAUGCUCCGGUUAUUGGGUUGGUUUUGCAGAGGAGUCACAUUGUCACAGGUGAUGAAAGUCACUAUGUGGCUGUGAUUAUGGAAUUAGAGGCAAGAGGGGCUAGAGUUAUACCAAUUUUUGCCGGUGGGCUUGAUUUUUCGGGGCCGGUCGGGAGGUUUUUUAUAGAUCCAGUGAGUAAGAAACCAUUCGUGAAUUCAGUGGUGUCGUUGACGGGGUUUGCUCUCGUUGGGGGACCAGCAAGGCAGGAUCAUCCAAGGGCUGUUGAAGCACUGAUGAAGCUUGAUGUUCCUUACAUUGUUGCGUUGCCCUUGGUCUUUCAAACAACAGAAGAGUGGCUGAAUAGUACUUUGGGGCUGCAUCCAAUUCAGGUGGCUUUGCAGGUUGCUCUUCCAGAGUUGGAUGGAGGCAUGGAGCCCAUUGUCUUCUCUGGCCGCGAUCCAAGAACAGGGAAAUCUCAUGCUCUUCACAAGAGGGUGGAGCAGCUCUGCACCAGGGCAAUCAAAUGGGCUGAAUUGAAAAAGAAAUCAAAGACAGAGAAGAAGGUGGCAAUCACCGUCUUCAGUUUCCCUCCAGACAAAGGAAAUGUUGGAACUGCUGCCUACCUAAAUGUUUUUGCUUCCAUCUUCUCGGUACUAAAAGAACUUCAGAGAGAUGGUUACAAUGUUGAAGGCCUUCCGGAGACUUCCGAAGUCUUAAUUGAAGAAAUAAUUCAUGAUAAAGAGGCCCAAUUCAGCAGUCCAAAUCUCAACAUUGCUUACAAAAUGGGUGUUCGGGAAUAUCAGGGCCUAACGCCGUAUGCCUCAGCAUUGGAAGAAAACUGGGGAAAACCUCCUGGAAAUUUGAAUUCUGAUGGAGAGCAUCUCCUGGUGUAUGGAAAACAGUACGGAAAUGUCUUCAUUGGAGUCCAGCCCACAUUUGGCUAUGAGGGUGAUCCUAUGCGGCUACUUUUCUCCAAAUCAGCUAGCCCGCAUCAUGGAUUUGCUGCUUACUACUCUUUUGUUGAGAAAAUUUUCAAAGCUGAUGCUGUCCUUCAUUUUGGUACUCAUGGUUCACUUGAAUUCAUGCCUGGAAAGCAGGUAGGAAUGAGUGAUGUUUGUUACCCAGAUAGUCUUAUUGGAAAUAUACCCAAUGUUUAUUACUAUGCAGCUAAUAACCCAUCAGAAGCCACCAUAGCUAAACGGCGGAGUUAUGCCAAUACUAUAAGCUAUUUGACACCUCCAGCAGAAAAUGCUGGGCUUUAUAAGGGACUCAAACAGCUCAGUGAGCUUAUAUCCUCGUAUCAAUCUCUCAAGGACUCGGGCCGUGGGCAACAGAUUGUGAGCUCCAUUAUCAGCACAGCUAAACAAUGCAAUCUUGACAAGGAUGUGGAUCUUCCCGAUGAAGGCGAGGAAAUCUCAGUGAAGGAACGCGACCUUGUUGUUGGAAAGGUGUAUUCCAAAAUCAUGGAGAUCGAGUCACGGCUUUUGCCUUGUGGACUCCAUGUCAUUGGCGAGCCUCCGUCAGCCAUUGAAGCAGUUGCAACACUAGUUAACAUUGCUGCAUUAGACCGUCCUGAAGAUGGGAUCUCCUCACUUCCAGCAACACUAGCUGAGACAGUCGGGAGAAAUAUUGAAGAAGUUUAUAGAGGGAGCAACAAGGGCAUCUUAAGAGAUGUGGAGCUGCUUAGGCAGAUAACAGAGGCAUCACGCGGAGCCAUUUCUGCAUUUGUGGACCAAACCACUAACAAGAAGGGCCAAGUUGUCGAUGUAGCAGGCAAGCUUAGUUCUAUCCUUGGAUUUGGUUUGAAUGAACCAUGGGUCCAGUACUUGUCAAACACAAAAUUUUACAGGGCUGACAGGGAUAAACUUAGAAAUUUAUUUCAGUUCUUAGGGGAGUGCUUGAAGUUAGUUGUGGCUGACAAUGAGUUGGGAAGUUUGAAACAAGCACUGGAGGGAAAAUAUGUGGAGCCAGGUCCAGGCGGUGACCCAAUUAGAAAUCCAAAAGUGUUGCCAACUGGAAAGAACAUUCAUGCACUGGACCCACAAGCUAUUCCAACAGCAGCAGCAUUGCAGAGUGCGAAAAUUGUGGUGGAUAGGUUGUUAGAGAGACAGAAGGCCGACAAUGGGGGAAAGUAUCCUGAGACGGUUGCUCUUGUAUUGUGGGGAACAGACAAUAUCAAGACAUAUGGGGAGUCAUUGGCUCAGGUUUUGUGGAUGAUUGGAGUGAGGCCAGUUGCAGAUACAUUUGGUCGUGUAAAUAGGGUGGAACCAGUCUGUCUUGAAGAGCUUGGAAGACCUAGGAUUGAUGUUGUUGUCAACUGCUCUGGAGUUUUUAGAGACCUCUUUAUCAAUCAGAUGAACCUCCUUGACCGGGCUGUGAAGAUGGUAGCUGAACUAGAGGAGCCAACAGACCAGAACUAUGUUAGGAAACAUGCAGUGGAACAGGCCCAAGCCCUUGGUGUUGGAGUUCGAGAAGCUGCAACCAGGGUCUUCUCCAAUGCCUCUGGCUCUUACUCCUCCAAUGUGAACCUUGCUGUUGAAAAUUCUUCGUGGAAUGAUGAGAAGCAGUUGCAGGACAUGUACUUGAGCAGAAAGUCCUUUGCAUUUGACUGUGAUGCUCCCGGGGCAGGCAUGACUGAGAAACGGAAAGCCUUUGAGAUGGCCCUAAGCACAGCUGAUGCCACAUUUCAAAACCUUGACUCGUCUGAGAUUUCACUCACUGAUGUGAGUCACUACUUUGACUCAGACCCAACUAACCUGGUACAGAACCUAAGAAAGGAUGGGAAGAAGCCCAGUGCAUACAUUGCUGAUACAACAACAGCUAAUGCCCAGGUUCGUACCCUUUCUGAGACAAUGCGGCUUGAUGCAAGAACCAAGUUGUUGAACCCCAAGUGGUACGAGGGGAUGAUGUCUAGUGGGUAUGAAGGUGUUCGAGAAAUUGAGAAGCGGCUGACCAAUACAGUUGGGUGGAGUGCAACUUCAGGCCAAGUUGACAACUGGGUGUAUGAAGAAGCUAACUCAACUUUCAUUCAAGAUGAGCAGAUGUUGGAUCGGCUGAUGAACACGAACCCAAAUUCUUUCAGGAAAUUAGUACAGACAUUCUUGGAGGCAAAUGGGCGUGGUUAUUGGGACACUUCUGAGCAGAACAUUGAGAGAUUGAGGCAAUUGUAUUCUGAGGUUGAAGACAAGAUUGAGGGGAUUGACCGGUAAAUUUAAAAUGUAUUUCCCUUGCUGGAGGGCAAAUGAAUGUAACCUCCAGGAAUGCGUAGAAUAUGAAUUUGUUCAUUAGUUUCUCACUGGGAUCUAUAUUCAUCUCCAGGUUUUGGCAACCCUGUGUUCUUGUAUGAUCCUCUUCCUUUUUUUUCCUAAAAGUUCAAGUUUUCAUCAAUAAAUAGUCUAGUUCUUUGGCAUCAUCAA